GCCUCUCGCGAUUUCGAGUCCUUCUCUCGCGAGAUCUUCAGGACGGCCGGGUUCGCGGUGGUGGCCUCUGACAGGGCUCUGCGUGUAGGUUUGGGGUUUGUUGCCAGUUUUCGGUAAGAUAGGCUGGGUUGUAAGGCGCCAGGUUUACAGAACAAUGGAGUAUAUGACAGACUCCACCACCCACAGCCCUGGACACAUCUUGUGCUGUGAGUGUGGUGUCCCAAUUAGUCCAAAUCCUGCCAAUAUUUGUGUGUCCUGUUUGCGAAGUAAAGUAGACAUCAGCCAAGGUAUUCCAAAACAAGUGUCGAUUUCUUUCUGCAAGCAGUGUCAAAGAUAUUUUCAGCCACCAGGAACUUGGAUACAGUGUGCUUUAGAAUCCAGGGAACUUCUUGCUCUGUGUUUGAAAAAAAUUAAAGCCCCUCUGAGUAAGGUACGGCUUGUAGAUGCAGGCUUUGUUUGGACUGAGCCCCAUUCUAAGAGACUCAAAGUUAAAUUGACUAUUCAGAAGGAGGUGAUGAAUGGUGCUAUCCUUCAGCAAGUGUUUGUUGUAGAUUAUGUUGUUCAGUCCCAAAUGUGUGGAGAUUGCCACAGGAUAGAAGCUAAGGAUUUCUGGAAGGCUGUGGUUCAAGUCCGGCAAAAGACAUUGCACAAAAAAACCUUCUAUUAUCUGGAGCAGUUGAUUCUAAAAUAUGGAGUGCAUCAGAAUACACUUCGUAUCAAGGAGAUUCAUGAUGGUCUGGAUUUCUAUUAUUCCUCAAAACAACAUGCUCAGAAGAUGGUAGAAUUUCUUCAGUGUACAGUUCCCUGUAGAUACAAAGCAUCACAAAGACUGAUCUCUCAGGAUAUCCACAGUAACACAUACAAUUACAAAAGCACUUUUUCUGUGGAAAUUGUUCCAAUAUGCAAGGAUAAUGUUGUUUGUCUGUCUCCAAAACUGGCACAAACCCUGGGAAAUAUGAACCAGAUAUGUGUGUGUAUUCGAGUAACCAGUGCAGUCCACCUCAUUGAUCCAAAUACCUUGCAAGUUGCAGAUAUUGAUGGGAGCACUUUCUGGAGUCAUCCUUUCAAUAGUUUAUGCCAUCCCAAACAGCUGGAAGAGUUUAUUGUGAUGGAUUGCAGCAUAGUCCGAGAUCUCAAACGCAGUGCAGGUGCCGGAGUCAUAUCAAAAAAGCAUACCCUUGGGGAAGUCUGGGUACAGAAAACAUCUGAAAUGAAUACAGAUAAACAGUAUUUUUGUCGCACUCAUUUGGGACAUCUUCUAAAUCCUGGAGACCUAGCAUUGGGAUUUGAUUUGGCCAACUGUAACUUAAAUGAUGAGCAUGUCAACAAAAUGAACUCAGAUAAAAUUCCAGAUGUGGUAUUAAUCAAGAAGAGCUAUGACCGUACCAAACGUCAGCGUCAUAGAAACUGGAAACUGAAAGAGCUUGCGAGAGAGAGAGAAAAUAUGGAUACAGAUGAUGAAAGGCAAUACCAAGAUUUUCUUGAAGAUCUUGAAGAAGAUGAGGCAAUUAGAAAAAACAUCAACAUUUACAGAGAUUCAACUAUCCCUGUAGAAAGUGACACAGAUGAUGAAGGAGCACCUCGAAUUAGUCUGGCUGAGAUGCUUGAAGACCUUCAUAUUUCCCAAGAUGCCACUGAUCAAGAAGGUGGUGCAGCUAUGAUGACAUAAUGAGAUCAUGUGUAGCCUUUGCACAUCCAUGUAUGCAGGAAGUUGGACAGAAUAACCUUUGUAUAUUCCAUCUACCCUUCAUAUUUUAAGUGGAGAAAUUUAUUUUAAAACCUGAAUGAAUAUGAUUAUUUUGAUUGCUCAAAGCACUGAAGGGUUUGAUGGUUUUGGAACUUUAUAGAUAAUAAAAGAUUAGGCAGAAUUUACUGCCAGUGGUUAGGCCAUUUCAUGCAUGUAGUUUUAUCACUUUGAUUUUAUUUAAGGCCCCAUAUUUUUACAUAUCUAACUCUAGAUAAAAAAGCUCAAAAAUGGAGAUUAAUUUUGUGUU
Molecule: messenger RNA, 1994 nt
Organism: Fukomys damarensis (Damara mole-rat)
Lineage: Eukaryota; Metazoa; Chordata; Mammalia; Rodentia; Bathyergidae
Gene: Nmd3
Product: NMD3 ribosome export adaptor
Exons: 16
Coding region: 155-1669 (504 amino acids)
Biological process (GO): ribosomal large subunit export from nucleus
Cellular component (GO): cytoplasm; nucleus
Molecular function (GO): ribosomal large subunit binding
Source: RefSeq, a predicted model, not a curated record